AUGCCUCUGGGGAUGAAUAAGCAUGGAUCUCGCUCUACUACCUCUUUGCCUCCGGACCCCACCGAGAUCGUCAGGAGCAAGGCCUGCUCCCGAAGGGUCAAGCUCAACGUGGGGGGGCUGGCCCACGAGGUUCUCUGGCGGACCUUGGACAGGUUGCCGCGGACCAGGCUGGGUAAGCUCAGAGACUGCAACACGCACGACUCCCUGAUGGAGAUCUGCGACGACUACAACCUGGAGGAGAACGAGUACUUCUUCGACAGGCAUCCCGGGGCGUUCACCUCUAUCUUGAACUUCUAUCGCACUGGCAAGCUGCACAUGAUGGAGGAGAUGUGCGCCUUGUCCUUCAGCCAGGAGCUGGACUACUGGGGGGUGGACGAGAUCUACCUGGAGUCCUGCUGCCAGGCCCGCUACCACCAGAAGAAAGAGCAGAUGAACGAGGAGCUGAAGAGGGAAGCAGAGACCCUGAGGGAAAGGGAAGGGGAGGAAUUCGAUAACACUUGCUGUGCUGAGAAAAGGAAAAAGCUCUGGGACCUCCUGGAGAAGCCCAACUCUUCCGUAGCGGCCAAGAUUUUGGCAAUCAUUUCCAUCAUGUUUAUUGUACUAUCUACAAUUGCCUUGUCCCUUAAUACACUUCCUGAACUACAAGGCGUGGAUGAAUUUGGGCAGACCACAGAUAACCCCCAGCUGGCCCACGUGGAAGCAGUGUGCAUUGCGUGGUUUACAAUGGAAUACCUCCUGCGGUUCCUCUCCUCCCCUAAGAAAUGGAAGUUUUUCAAAGGCCCGCUGAAUGCUAUAGAUUUGCUGGCCAUCUUACCCUACUAUGUUACUAUCUUCCUCACAGAAUCCAAUAAAAGUGUACUUCAGUUCCAAAAUGUACGAAGAGUGGUCCAGAUAUUUCGGAUUAUGAGGAUACUCCGGAUUCUAAAACUCGCCCGGCACUCAACGGGUUUACAGUCCUUGGGGUUUACACUGAGGAGGAGUUACAAUGAACUUGGAUUACUCAUCUUGUUUCUGGCUAUGGGCAUUAUGAUCUUCUCCAGUUUAGUGUUUUUUGCAGAAAAGGAUGAGGAUGAUACAAAAUUCAAGAGCAUCCCAGCUUCUUUCUGGUGGGCAACAAUCACCAUGACAACAGUAGGCUAUGGAGACAUUUACCCCAAAACUCUUUUGGGUAAGAUAGUAGGAGGACUGUGCUGCAUUGCUGGUGUGCUGGUGAUAGCUCUUCCCAUCCCAAUUAUUGUCAAUAACUUCUCUGAGUUUUACAAAGAGCAGAAGAGGCAGGAGAAAGCCAUUAAGCGCAGGGAAGCUCUUGAAAGAGCAAAAAGAAAUGGCAGUAUUGUUUCCAUGAACAUGAAGGAUGCAUUUGCCCGUAGCAUAGAACUCAUGGACAUUGUGGUUGAAAAGAAUGGAGAAAGCAUAGCCAAAAAGGAUAAAGUCCAGGACAAUCAUUUAUCUCCAAGCAAAUGGAAAUGGACCAAGAGAACACUCUCUGAAACUAGUUCUAGUAAAUCUUUUGAAACUAAGGAACAAGGAUCCCCAGAAAAAGCCAGGUCAUCUUCAAGUCCCCAGCACCUGAACGUCCAACAGCUGGAGGACAUGUACAACAAAAUGGCAAAGACUCAGUCCCAGCCAAACCUUAUCACUAAAGAGUCGAGUCAAGCUGGAAAGCAAAAGGAAGAGCUAGAAAUGGAAACCCUUCCUGGGCCCAUGGUGCCGCUGCUGGCGACUCGCACUGACGGGAUCGUGGACAUGAGGAGCAUGUCCAGCAUCGACAGCUUCAUCAGCUGCGCCGCCGAGUUCCCCGACCCCGCGCGGUUCUCGCACAGCCCGCUCACCGCCCUGCCCUGCAAGGGGGGCAUCAACGUCAUCCAGGAGCAGAGCAGGCCGGAGGGGAGCGGUGCCAGGUACGUGGACAUGAACCCCAGCUCUGAAAGCAGCCACCGUUCUGCUUUUUUCAUUGAAAGUCCCAAAAGCUCCAUAAAGGCCAGUAACCCCUUAAAACUAAGAUCUCUGAAAGUCAACUUCAUGGAAGAGGACACCAGCACAUUAGUACCAGCAUCACAUGUACUGAGAACAUAUCCAGACCCUCUCAAGAGCCGGGGAGCUGCUGCUGCUGCCACAGAUACUUCCUUACUCUCUGACAGGUCUCUCAUGAGCCCAGAAACCUCGAUCUACACAACUGCGAGUGCGAGAACCCCCCCAAAGUCACCAGAGUCCCAGGCGGCCAUAGCUUUCAACUUCCACGAUGCUGGUAUACACAAAUACAUAGAUGCUGACACUGAUGAUGAAGGUCAGCUGAUGUAUGACUCAAGUCCGCCUGGAAAUGUGAGUCCCAAGUACAAUGUUGCAAACAGUGGCUAUCUAAAGCAAAAGGACCAUGUUUAUAGAACAGACAAGAACCAUCUAGAAGCUGCAGCUUUACCCACCUCCCCUAAGCUGAUAGGGCAGAACUGCAUUUACUCUAUGGAAGGUAUCACUGGAAGAACCCAGGGCAAUCAGGAGACUGUCAGACUAGAAAAUCACAUUUCCCCAGAAGUCCAUGUAUUACCAGGCAGUGGAGGACAUGCUAGCACACAUGAUCAAAGCAUCUGAGGUGGGGUCUGAAAGAACUUAUUGAGAGUUUAAAGGAAUAUCUUCACAGUCAACACAAACAAAAGAGCUUCUGCAUGGCAUGAACUUGGCUGAAACAAGCCACCUGUUUCUAAAAGUCUGGGGGAGGUCCAGUGUGGGUUUGUGAAAAUGUCCUUCACUGAAACAACUCUAAAGACAUUGCCCACAUCAGUCAAAAAAAUGAUUGCAAAUCAUGAUCACACAUUGAUCUCCUUUCAUGUUGUCCAGUGAAGCCAAUGUGACCAAAUAUCCAUCCAUUCCCCUUGAACGCUAGAGCUCCUUUUGGAAAUAUUAACAUCUGAUUUGCAUUAGUUCCAUAAAGGAUGCCAAGGCAGCCAGAUUUGAACUCUGGAAUAAAUUGCUGGGGUUGGUAUAAAGCUUUCAAAAACACAAUGCUCAGUGCUUCAGGGCAGCGGUUCCCCAUCUACAGCUUUCUCUGAUGGAUAUUAUGUUUAAAGGUAACAGGGAACACUUGCAUUAUUGGAAAAUCCAAGUGAAAAGAAUUUGAAACAAUGAAUGGUCUAGAGAAACCAAUUCUUAAAAUGCUCUUUGUGCGUUUAACAAUUUGAUAUCCUGUAGGACCUGAUGUUUUCUUUUGAAAUAUUAGCAGGGUGAGUUGCACCACUUGUAUCUAAUUCCAAACAUGCCCUAGGACACAGUGAGACUUGCACUUGCCCUCUGCUAGAAGCCGGUAGCUGCCCCAGGGCCAGCGCGUGGCCCGCGGGAAGGCCGGAGGAGCCAUGCAGAAGCGGGACGCCCCGAGGCACCGCGGCCGGAGCCCUGCCCGGGGCUCGCCCGGCGGCGCUCGCCCUGCCCGCCCGGCGAUGAGCCGCGGCUGCCCUGCCCGAGCCAGGCACUGCCGGGGCCCCGGCGCGGCCGAGCCUCGCCCGGGGCCGGGAGAGGAGCAGGUUGGUCCGAAGCUUUUUGCGCCCAAGCAGCGCAGUGAAAGAUAUGCAAGUGUUACAUAAAUAUGCAAAAAGAGGGAUUCGUUAGUGAGCCGUCCCAGGCCUGGCUGUGCUCCCUCUCGCCAGGAGGCCGGGCAGGAGAGGCUCCUGCAGGGCCGUGGCACGAAGCAGCUGCGAGAGGCAGGAGAACCAGGCCUGAUGUUUUAAUAACAUCCAGUCAUUUUUAAAUGAAACAAGAAAAUAAAGAGGAAAGAAAAAAAAAAAAAAAAAAAAAA
This is a messenger RNA of Vidua macroura (Pin-tailed whydah), 3787 nucleotides long. It is a transcript of the gene KCNB1, whose product is annotated as potassium voltage-gated channel subfamily B member 1. Gene Ontology annotation, biological process: protein homooligomerization; potassium ion transmembrane transport. The transcript is spliced from 2 exons. The coding region runs from base 1 to 2589 and encodes 862 amino acids. Lineage: Eukaryota; Metazoa; Chordata; Aves; Passeriformes; Viduidae. Gene Ontology annotation, cellular component: membrane; voltage-gated potassium channel complex. Gene Ontology annotation, molecular function: delayed rectifier potassium channel activity; protein binding. The record is from RefSeq and is a predicted model, not a curated record.